GGAGUCGGUCAGUCAUGUGACUAAAGUCUGACAUGACACAAUAGUGUAAUGAAAAGUGUUGUCAUUGUGAAGUUCUUGUGAUCAAGUCGGGAUGAUGGGGUUGACGAAAACAAGCGCUUGCAGCGUUGUGUUGCUACUUGUCGUGGCAAUUGAUACAGGGUUCUCGAAUCCCCUCAAAUCAAAAGAAUCCUGGGGAUAUGUUGACGUACGCGAGGGGGCACAUAUGUUCUGGUGGCUUUACUAUGCUGACAGCCCGUCCGCCAGCUACUCCCAGCUGCCUCUCGUGAUGUGGCUGCAGGGAGGCCCGGGAGGAUCAGGCUGUGGCUUCGGGAACUUUGAGGAGAUCGGACCCCUGGACAGAGACCUUGAGCCUAGGAAAAACUCCUGGGUUCAGUACUCCAGUGUAUUGUUCGUUGAUAACCCGGUAGGAACAGGCUUCAGCUACACGGACUCAGACGAGGCCUUCGCUACUGACGUGUCUACGGUCGCCUCCGACAUGCUGGUGCUGCUCAAACACUUCUUCAACAAGGAGGAACAGUUCCAGAGCGUGCCCUUCUACAUAUUCUCAGAGUCCUAUGGAGGGAAGAUGGCUGCCGCGAUCUCACUGGAACUCACUAAGGCCGUAGAAAAAGGAACCCUGAAGUGUAACUUUGUCGGAGUGGCUCUGGGAGACUCUUGGAUCUCUCCACUGGACUCUGUUAUGACCUGGGGUCCUUAUCUGUACACCACGUCCCUGCUAGAUGACUACGGCCUGCGGGAGGUGAGCAGUGCAGCAGAGGCGGUGAAGCAGGCAGUGGAUCAGGGGCAGUACCUGAAGGCCACAGAGCUCUGGUCUGUCACUGAGAGUGUCGUGGAACAGAACACAAACGGAGUCAACUUCUACAACAUCCUCACCCAGGAACCUGAUGAGGAGAUGUCCUCCGUGGCUGGAGAAGGAUUCCUCUCCCUGCUGAUGCGGCACCACAUUAGCCCCCUCCACCGCCAAUCACUGAGCCAGUUGAUGAACGGGCCAAUCAGGAAGAAGCUGGGAAUCAUCCCUCAGAAUGUCACCUGGGGAGGUCAGGCUGAGGCAGUGUUCAGCAGCAUGUCAGGUGACUUCAUGAAGCCAGUGGUGGACGUGGUGGAUCAGCUGUUGGAUGCCGGGGUCAACGUCACUGUCUACAACGGACAGCUGGACCUCAUAGUGGACACCAUGGGUCAGGAGCAAUGGGUGAAGCAGCUGAAGUGGUUGGGGCUCCAGAGCUUCAGCCAAAUGAAAUGGACCGCCCUUAAUGACCCUGCCUUCCCGGGGGUGACCGGCGCCUUCUACAAGACCUACAAGAACUUCUCCUUCUACUGGAUCCUUAAGGCUGGUCACAUGAUCCCCUCGGACCAGGGACCCAUGGCACUGCAGAUGCUGAAGAUGAUCACACAGCAGGACUGACACACACACACACUCUCUCACUUAAUAACACACACACGCAUACCGCACACACUAGAGCUGGACGAUAUGGAGACAAACCAAUCCAGAUUAUGAUAUAUUUCCUUUUUUAUUUUUUUGCAAUAUUGUUAAAUCAGUUAUUUUGGGGGAGGUGUGCUAAAGCCGGACCACAUGGACUAAAAGUCCUAUCGUGAUGAAUGUAACUACUGUGUUUAAUAGUGAGUUACUUUACAUUAGCGAAGAGCUAGCUAUCAUGUUUAAUGGUUAGUUACUUUACAUUAGCGAAGAGCUAGCUAUCAUGUUUAAUGGUUAGUUACUUUACAUUAGCGAAGAGCUA
Oncorhynchus gorbuscha (pink salmon) is the source of this 1757-nucleotide messenger RNA. RefSeq names its product retinoid-inducible serine carboxypeptidase-like. Gene Ontology annotation, biological process: proteolysis. Bases 92 to 1423 code for a protein of 443 amino acids. Lineage: Eukaryota; Metazoa; Chordata; Actinopteri; Salmoniformes; Salmonidae. Gene Ontology annotation, molecular function: serine-type carboxypeptidase activity. The transcript has 13 exons. The record is from RefSeq and is a predicted model, not a curated record.